Anguilla rostrata (American eel) is the source of this 3910-nucleotide messenger RNA. It is a transcript of the gene lrrfip2, whose product is annotated as leucine rich repeat (in FLII) interacting protein 2. Gene Ontology annotation, biological process: regulation of DNA-templated transcription. The coding region runs from base 496 to 3036 and encodes 846 amino acids. Lineage: Eukaryota; Metazoa; Chordata; Actinopteri; Anguilliformes; Anguillidae. The record is from RefSeq and is a predicted model, not a curated record. The transcript has 26 exons.
AAUGCACACAUCCGGGCAUCCCAACGUCACCGGGUCACUUCGAGAAACAGGCUUGGGAGAAGGACGGGCACAAUGCUAAUGGACUAGAAAUGCUAGCUAGUUAGUAGUAGAAAAGCGACGCUUGUUAACGUUGUAUUUUGGAGUAGUACCAAUUCCGAUCAGCUCUGAAAAACUGGACAAGGGUCAUUGAACACCUUGCAAGACAUUAGAAAAUAAAGUUCAAGUGAAGCUUCGACGAAAGAACUGAUUCCUUUCGGGAAUACUGACUUGACGGGCAGUGUCAGUUUGCGCUGUCACACUAGAAUCCGGUUAAAUUAAUACUGUCCAAAAGGACUGGCCUUCUUCAUUAACUGGGAUCAUUUUACUCUUUCUGGAAAGGACGUCAGUUGGUAAUAUUUCAUGUAGGUUGUUGCUGAUUGGAUUUCGGAGAAGAGCCUUGCGGACUGAAGAUUUGUUGGUACAGCGCCUGGAUCCGAAGGGUGAGGAGCGGAGGACAUGGGCACGCCGGGGUCUGGCAGGAAGCGCGCUCCUGUGAAGGACAGGUUUUCCGCCGAAGAUGAGGCCUUGAGCAGCAUCGCCAGGGAGGCUGAGGCAAGACUUGCUGCGAAGCGGGCGGCCCGGGCAGAAGCGAGGGAUAUCCGGAUGAGAGAACUGGAGCGACAGCAGAAAGAGGCCGACACGGAGAAGGCCCGACACUCCCACAAGUCCAGCAGCCACCAUCAUCGGGCGCUGGAUGAUGAUGUGAAAUCAGUUCGUAGCGUUGGGAAUUAUAGGUCGUCCUCCUCUUCCUCACUGCGGGACACGAGCAGCUCUCACCGGAGUCGUGCCAGCACCUCUCGCAGAAGAGACCUGCUGUCUGACAGCCUCCCCAGCACAUCUUCACUCAGACCCUCCCGUUCUUCUAGUUCUGUGUACAGCGACCUCUACGGCCUAAAGAAGACACCUGUCUCUAGCACCUCCAGGAAGGACCUGCUGACCGGACUGUUCCAUGACCAAAGGAAAUACAGCAGCCUACAGAACAGCAAACCUGUUUCUGCCUAUCAGCCUAGAGCCUGUCCUCCUCUCCCUUCUCUCCCUUCAUAUCAGCCUAGGUCUUCUUCUGUGUACAACGAACCCCUGGGGACGUCCCGGAGCCACAGGGCCACACCCCCCUCCGGCACCGGGCUGACCCGCAGCCAGAGCCUGGCUUCUUUGUAUGAUGACGACCUCUACGGCUCAUAUAAUUCAAGAACUCCCUCUGAGUACAGCUGGGCCUCAGGAACAAGCAGCUCCACACAGAGCAGCCCUGUGUCCUCGGAUGAUGACAGCUCCAGCACCGUAUCCCAGGACCGGUACAGUCGCGGCCGGAGGGACAGCGUGUCCUCUGACUUCUCUGACAUCAGCGAAACGGCGGCUGACUAUUUCAGCCGCUCCAACCGUAGGGGCAGCAUUGUGUCCGACCUGGACGAGCUGAGCAUCCCUGACCUGGACAGCCUGGAUGAAAAAUGUGAUAAGCAGUACACUGAUCCGUACAGUCGGCCGUCGUCCCGAUGCACCACUCCGGCCCUCUCGACCGCUGCGCUGGCCAUUCUGGGGGGCUCCUCGUCCCGGAGGGGGAGCGGGGACACUGGGAGCAUCGCGGACCCGGACGCUUCUCUCACGGAACUUAGGGAUAUCUAUGAUCUUAAGGACCAGAUACAGGAUGUAGAGGGGAGAUACAUGCAGGGACUUAAAGAGCUGAAGGAGUCGCUCUCUGAGGUGGAAGAGAAAUACAAAAAGGCCAUGGUGUCCAACGCACAACUGGACAACGAAAAGGCAAACCUCCUGUACCAGGUGGACACGCUGAAGGACGUGAUCGAGGAGAUGGAGGAGCAGAUGGCGGAGCUGCAUCGGGAAGUGGAGGAGAAGUCUAAGGAAUUGGAAAGACACAAGCACACAUGUACAGUCUUACAGCACAAGCAGGAGGAACUGAAAGAGGGAAUCCGGCAAAGAGACGAACUCAUUGAAGCGCUAGAGAGGCAGAAAGAGUACUUUGACUGCAUUAGGAGUGAGAGGGAUGAGCUCAGAGAUGAGCUGGCUGACCUCAAGGGGAAGUCGAAGACAGGAGAGAAACACGGCUUGGUGAUCAUCCCAGAGGACACCCCCAAUGGAGACGUCAGCCAGGAGGCGAUCGGGGGAAGCAUCACUGUGGUCAGCCAGGAGGCAGCACAGGUGCUGGAGUCCGCAGGCGAGGGGCCCCUGGAUGUGAGGCUACGGAAGCUUGCUGAUGAAAAGGAUGAACUCUUAGCCCAGGUAAAACUUCAACAGCAAGUCAGCGCUCAUGCUGUCUGUGCUGUCAUUAGUGCUGAUUCUGUCUGUGCUGUCAUUAGUGCUGAUGCUGUCUGUGCUGUCAUUAGUGCUGAUGCUGUCUGUGCUGUCAUUAGUGCUGAUUCUGUCUGUGCUGUCAUUAGUGCUGAUGUUGUCUGUGCUGUCAUUAGUGCUGAUGCUGUCUGUGCUGUCAUUAGUGCUGAUGCUAUCUGUGCUGUCAUUAGUGCUCAUGUUGUCUGUGCUGUCAUUAGUGCUCGUGUCUGUUCUGUGUUGUCAUUAGUGAUGAUGCUGUCUGUGCUGUCAUUAGUGAUGAUGCUGUCUGUGCUGUCAUUAGUGAUGAUGCUGUCUGUGCUGUCAUUAGUGCUGAUGUCUGUGCUGUCAUUAGUGCUGAUGUCUCUUUUCCCUAUGACUAUUUUAGCCAUACAUAUUUCACUUUAUAAACUUGUUUUUACAGGAGACACAAACAGACAGAUAAGCGAAUACAAGUUCAAACUCUCAAAAGCUGAACAGGAAAUGGGGACGAUGGAACAAAAUAUUACUAGACUUGAAGGACAGGUCUCCAGAUACAAGGCUUCAGCAGAUAACUCUGAGAAAGUCGAGGACGAGCUUAAAGUUGAAAAGCGGAAACUCCAAAGAGAGCUGCGAACAGCUUUGGACAAGAUCGAGGAGAUGGAGAUGACCAACAGUCACCUAGUCAAGCGCCUGGAGAAGAUGAAGGCCAAUCGAAACGCACUUCUAACCCAACAGUGAGCACAGAGGAGGGAACCUCAACAGGGUCUCACAAAUUCUACCAACUCUGCCACAAGGGGGUUCUUUCAGUCAUAUAGUUUUGUAAAAAACAAAAAACAAAAAAAAAAAAACAUACCACUAGUACUGGCCUUCCCCAUUCUUCUUUUUUUGUUUGUUUUUUUGUUUUUUUUUUAAAUCACUGAGACAAUUGGAUUCACUUGUCAACCGUCUUGCAUCAUUGUAAGGGAACUAUUUACUUUGUGCUGAAAAGGGUCAAAUUUUGGCUGAUUCUAAGGAAAUUUGUUUUAUUCUUCAGACUGUUAUACAUCAUGUUAUUCACAAGGUUUUCAUUUCCUUCCUGGUGGGUGCUUGACUUUUCCUUUUUAUAAAAAUAAGUUGCAUGAUCUGAACUACACUAUACUGCUUAUCACCAUAAAACCUGCACGUGGCUGCUGCAGACACAGCAAAGUGCCUUUCUAAAUGGAGCAAAAGAGAUUGAGGGGGGUUGCAUUAUUACACUAAGUAUGAAAGUUAUUACUGGUACAGUAUGUGUUUAAAAUAGGGUGCAGUUAGGAUUUUAAAAAAUAUAUAGAACAAUUAACAGUAUGCUGAAUUCUCAUUGUUGAGGAAUUUUUCAAAAAUAUUUAAAAAUAUUUCUUGGAAUAAAUGUGUAAAUGAAUGAACUGUAUAUACCGGGUGGGUGUUUUUUGCAUGGGUUAUGGCACAUCAGAUUAGUGUAAAGGCAGGAUAUUUGUCCUGAGUAUGUGAAGCACAUGGAAAACAAACUACUUUCUCAAACUGCUUCUUCAGUGCUUGGAAAGAGCAGUUUUCAGUCUCAGGACCACACCGUGAUUGUGACUGGGGCAGCUACAACAUUAAACCUACGUAAAAGAAA